GGGGCUCGCAAUGUGCAGUUGAGCGGUGCGUGGGGCAGAGCGGCGCACCGGGCUCUCAGGCUCACUCGCUCCCUCUCAGCUCUCGCUCUCGCUUUCUCCUCCAGCCUGCGGUCAACCCGCGACACGGGGACCACUGGAGAGUUCUUUCGGGGCCGUUAGUCCCCGCUCUCCCGCAGGCAGGAGAUCGAGCAGAGCUUCAAAGUUGGAGCCGCAGAUCUUCCUGCCGCCCCACGCCCCUUCACCCCAACCCUUCGAAAUUCACCAACCUUUGCCUGCCCUGCCUAAGGAUUUCCAACAGAGUGAGGCGCAGCGGCUAGCCAAACCGCCCUGGCUUUCGUACCAUAAUCCUCUCGUCUAGGUACCCUGGCUCACUGAAGACUCUGCAGAUACACCCCUAUUAAGGGAGGGGAGUGGGGGAGGGGGAGAGGGAAAAGGAGAACGAGAGAGGGAGGAAAGGAGAAAGAGAAUGAGAAGGAGACAAUGCCAGAAGGUCCGUGCCUCUGCCGAGAGUCCCAAUUAGCUGCGACGGUUUGAGCCUGGCCAAGGUGAAGGAAAGUUGCUUUCCGCGCCUGGGAAGUGGGUUUGCCUGUGCAGCCGAGAGAGGGACUCGGCUGCGAAGCGCUCCCCUCCCCUGCGUAGAAGACCACUAGGUCUCCCCUUUUCCCAACCCCCUCCCUCCCUUCCCCUCCCACUCUCCCUUUUCCCACUCCCCACUGACUCGGAGGCCUGGAUGCUCGGCCACCGGGCAGUGGUCCAGCGCGCAGCCGGGAGGGGGCGGGGGCAGGGGGCACUGUGACAGGAAGCGGCGCGCACAAGUUGGCCAUUUCGAGGGCAAAAUAAGUUCUUCCUCGGAUUUGGAAAGGACAAAGCCAGCGAGCGAGCUACCUCUUUUGUGUCGGAUGAGGAGGACCAACCAUGAGCCAGAGCCCGGGUGCAAGCUCAGUCGCCGCCGCUGCCACCGCGGUCAGCUCCAGUCCCCGCCAGGAGUUGUCGGUGAGAGGAAUUUGGUAACAGGCUCUGUUAGUCUGUUCCUCCCUUAUUUGAAGGACAGGCCAAAGAUCCAGUUUGGAAAUGAGAGAGGAGGACUAGCGGGCAACAUUGGCUUCACCCAUUGAUAUCUCCCGGAGGUACAGAAGCAGGAUUCAUGAAGAUGUUGACAAGACUCCAAGUUCUCACGUUAGCUUUGUUUUCAAAGGGAUUUCUACUCUCUUUAGGGGACCAUAACUUUCUGAGGAGGGAAAUUAAAAUAGAAGGUGACCUUGUUUUAGGGGGUCUGUUUCCUAUUAAUGAAAAAGGCACUGGAACUGAGGAAUGUGGGCGAAUCAAUGAGGACCGAGGGAUCCAACGCCUGGAAGCCAUGUUGUUUGCUAUUGAUGAAAUCAACAAAGACAAUUACUUGCUACCAGGAGUGAAGUUGGGUGUGCACAUUUUGGAUACAUGCUCAAGGGAUACCUAUGCAUUAGAGCAAUCACUGGAAUUUGUCAGGGCAUCUUUGACUAAAGUGGAUGAAGCUGAGUAUAUGUGUCCUGAUGGAUCCUAUGCCAUCCAAGAAAAUAUCCCACUGCUCAUUGCAGGGGUCAUCGGCGGCUCAUACAGCAGUGUUUCCAUACAGGUGGCAAACCUGCUAAGGCUCUUCCAGAUCCCUCAGAUAAGCUACGCGUCCACCAGCGCCAAACUCAGCGACAAGUCGCGCUAUGAUUACUUUGCCAGGACCGUGCCCCCGGACUUCUACCAGGCCAAAGCCAUGGCCGAGAUCCUGCGUUUCUUCAACUGGACCUACGUGUCCACCGUGGCCUCGGAGGGCGACUACGGGGAGACGGGCAUCGAGGCCUUCGAGCAGGAAGCCCGCCAGCGCAACAUCUGCAUCGCCACGGCGGAGAAGGUGGGUCGCUCCAACAUCCGCAAGUCCUACGACAGCGUGAUCCGCGAGCUGCUGCAGAAGCCCAACGCGCGCGUCGUGGUCCUCUUCAUGCGCAGCGACGACUCGCGCGAGCUCAUCGCCGCCGCCAGCCGCGCCAACGCCUCCUUCACCUGGGUGGCCAGCGACGGCUGGGGCGCGCAGGAGAGCAUCGUCAAGGGCAGCGAGCACGUGGCCUACGGCGCCAUCACGCUGGAGCUCGCCUCGCACCCCGUCCGCCAGUUCGACCGCUACUUCCAGAGCCUCAACCCCUACAACAACCACCGCAACCCCUGGUUCCGGGACUUCUGGGAGCAGAAGUUCCAGUGCAGCCUCCAGAACAAGCGGAACCACCGGCGCGCGUGCGACAAGCACCUGGCCAUCGACAGCAGCAACUACGAGCAAGAGUCCAAGAUCAUGUUUGUGGUGAACGCGGUGUAUGCCAUGGCCCACGCCCUGCACAAAAUGCAGCGUACCCUGUGUCCCAACACCACCAAGCUUUGCGAUGCUAUGAAGAUCCUGGACGGGAAGAAGUUGUACAAGGACUAUUUGCUGAAAAUCAACUUCACAGCUCCAUUCAACCCAAAUAAAGGUGCCGAUAGCAUUGUCAAGUUUGACACUUUCGGAGAUGGAAUGGGACGAUACAACGUGUUCAAUUUCCAGUACGUGGGUGGCAAGUAUUCCUACUUGAAGGUUGGUCACUGGGCAGAAACCUUAUCACUAGAUGUUGACUCUAUCCACUGGUCCCGGAACUCGGUCCCCACUUCCCAGUGCAGUGACCCCUGUGCCCCCAAUGAAAUGAAGAACAUGCAACCAGGGGAUGUCUGCUGCUGGAUCUGUAUCCCCUGUGAGCCCUACGAAUACCUGGCUGACGAGUUUACCUGUAUGGAUUGCGGCCUCGGGCAGUGGCCCACUGCAGACCUGUCUGCCUGCUUUAAUCUCCCCGAGGACUACAUCAGGUGGGAAGAUGCCUGGGCCAUUGGUCCAGUGACCAUCGCCUGCCUGGGCUUUAUGUGUACGUGCAUAGUUGUGACUGUUUUCAUCAAGCACAACAACACACCCUUGGUCAAAGCAUCAGGCCGGGAGCUCUGCUACAUCUUGUUGUUUGGGGUUGGUCUGUCAUAUUGCAUGACAUUCUUCUUCAUUGCCAAGCCAUCACCAGUCAUCUGUGCUUUGCGUCGACUAGGGCUGGGGACCUCCUUUGCUGUCUGUUACUCAGCCCUGCUGACCAAGACAAACUGCAUCGCCCGCAUCUUUGAUGGGGUAAAGAAUGGAGCUCAGAGGCCAAAAUUCAUCAGCCCGAGUUCUCAGGUUUUCAUCUGCCUGGGUCUGAUACUGGUGCAAAUUGUGGUGGUGUCUGUGUGGCUGAUCCUGGAAGCUCCAGGCACCAGGCGCUACACCCUUCCAGAGAAGCGGGAGACAGUCAUCUUAAAAUGCAAUGUCAGAGAUUCCAGCAUGUUGAUCUCACUCACCUACGAUGUGGUCCUGGUGAUCUUAUGCACUGUGUAUGCCUUCAAAACUCGGAAGUGCCCAGAAAAUUUCAACGAAGCCAAGUUCAUUGGUUUUACCAUGUAUACCACGUGCAUCAUCUGGCUUGCCUUCCUCCCUAUAUUUUAUGUGACAUCAAGUGAUUACAGAGUGCAGACAACAACCAUGUGCAUCUCUGUUAGCCUGAGUGGCUUCGUGGUCCUGGGCUGUUUGUUUGCACCCAAGGUGCACAUCAUCCUGUUCCAACCCCAAAAGAAUGUGGUCACACACAGACUGCACCUCAACAGGUUCAGUGUCAGCGGAACGGGGACCACAUAUUCUCAGUUUCCUUAAAAGUAUUCAAGCACAGUUAAACCAGCUAAUAUUCCAUGGAACACACCUUGAAAAACGCCAGAAUGUAUCUUCCUCGUACUUCGAUGACACAGGGCUUUUCAGCUGCAAACCAGCUGAAGGGUAGUGGAGGAACAGCCCAGGCCACCACUGCGUCUCUGACUGGCCUGUGAACAUCUGAAACACUAUCCUUAGAGAGCCUCUCAUUAAAUUCUCAGGCACAGUGUACCUAAAGGGGACAACCUUUUAAGCCAUUUUCAGCUUAUCUGUGGUUUGAAGCAGGAGAAAUUCACUGACAGAAGGAUGAGGGGGGCGGAGGAAGGAAGCCACAAGAGAGGGAAGGAAGACUGGAGUGACAGAGACAAAUGACUGCCUCACCAUUUUUGCCUCGAGUCGAUCAGAAAGAAUGCUUCAAAAUAGCUCAGCAUCACAGAGUGAGCAAUCACAUUAGUGCCCCAGUUUCUGCAGCAAAGUAUAAAAUUUAACAGGGCUGCCCUUCCCCCAGCAAACAGAGGAAAGGCUGCCGGCUGAUAGCACACGUUCACGGAUGCACUGGAUAUGCCACUCCUCGGUGGAGACAGGGAUGUUCUUGUCUUUUCAGCUCAAUUUCCAGGUGUCACGAUGGUUGAGUGCCAGUGCAUGGUAAGACUUGAGAAAUCAUUUUCCUUGGACCCCAGAGAAACCUGCUUAUUUCUUGAGCGGGCACAUCUUUUUUCUAGAGCCCAACUGUAGCAGCUAGCUAGACCAGACAAGAAAGAACUGCCAAUAGCAAAUAAAAACAACAAUGAUAAGAACA
Messenger RNA from Leopardus geoffroyi (Geoffroy's cat), 4511 nucleotides. It is a transcript of the gene GRM3, whose product is annotated as glutamate metabotropic receptor 3. The transcript has 6 exons. NCBI's taxonomy places the organism in Eukaryota, Metazoa, Chordata, Mammalia, Carnivora, Felidae. The coding region runs from base 1145 to 3718 and encodes 857 amino acids. Gene Ontology annotation, cellular component: membrane. Gene Ontology annotation, molecular function: group II metabotropic glutamate receptor activity. The record is from RefSeq and is a predicted model, not a curated record. Gene Ontology annotation, biological process: regulation of synaptic transmission, glutamatergic; G protein-coupled glutamate receptor signaling pathway.